Molecule: messenger RNA, 531 nt
Organism: Trichoderma atroviride IMI 206040
Lineage: Eukaryota; Fungi; Ascomycota; Sordariomycetes; Hypocreales; Hypocreaceae
Source: RefSeq, a predicted model, not a curated record
AUGAUUGACGACUUCCAACGGGACCAAAAUGACAAACUCGCGACACAUGUCAGCGAGGCUGAUGUGUACACCGAGCUGAACGGCAGGCAUAGAGAAAUGAUAGGAAGCCCACAUGCUGGAGUAGGAGGGAACAGCUCCGGGUCCGUAUGUGGGAAGAGCUCUGGGUCCUUUGAGUCUGAGCUUGGACGCGUAACGCGCGGGCUGGAAAUCGUCCAGCGUUGCGUAGGGCCUUCCAAGAACACCAUUCGUGGCAGUCUAAGAAGCUUUGGUCCUCAGCUGACUGCCCACCUACUUGUCACUGCAGUCAUUUCAAGUUUUGCUGCUAUUAAGUACUACAUCUACUACAUCUACUACAUCUACUACAUCUACUACAUCUACUACAUCUACUACAUCUACUACAUCUACUACAUCUACUACAUCUACUACAUCUACUACAUCUACUACAUCUACUACAUCUACUACAUCUACUACAUCUACUACAUCUACUACAUCUACUACAUCUACUACAUCUAUUGGAAGCAACUCCUCUAG